This is a messenger RNA of Silurus meridionalis, 2977 nucleotides long. It is a transcript of the gene phf19, whose product is annotated as PHD finger protein 19. The transcript has 15 exons. Lineage: Eukaryota; Metazoa; Chordata; Actinopteri; Siluriformes; Siluridae. The coding region runs from base 418 to 2106 and encodes 562 amino acids. Gene Ontology annotation, biological process: chromatin organization; regulation of DNA-templated transcription. Gene Ontology annotation, cellular component: nucleus. Gene Ontology annotation, molecular function: chromatin binding; DNA binding. The record is from RefSeq and is a predicted model, not a curated record.
CCGGGCCGCAUCCCAAUCCGAUUUCACCUCCACUAACCAGCAGCACGAGGCGCCACCUGUAGCACCAUGGCAACUGCGGUCCCGUUCGCUGUAGUGUCCUGCUCGGGCUGCAGACUGCGCAGUGGUCUGGAGGGCGGUUUGGGACGCAGCCGGUGGGAGGCGGCGAGGAGCGGGACUUCCGGUGAUGGUAAUUACAUAAGCAAAACGUAAACGCUUCGCGGGAAAAGGUGAAAAAAUGGCGCCUCGCACUGAGUCCGCGGACUGUGCGUCCGGCUGAAGGCGCAAACUUUUCCGCCUGCCAGGGGGAGGACAUCACAUCUCGCCCGGGGCUCAGGGGGCUUCUACUGCAGAGGGAAGAGUUUAUCCCUACGGGACAGGAGAACCAGCAGGACGGAAAUCCAGACGAGCGCGUUAAGGAUGUUGGACGGAGCGUGCCGGGAUGGCUACCUGGCUGUAGGUGCGGAGGACCUGGAGGACAAGCGGCUGCUGCCAAAGCAUGACAAAAUCUGCAGUGACCUAGAGAGCAAGCUGACCGUGGGCCAGUACGUACUCUGCCGCUGGUCUGAUGGCCUGUAUUACUUGGGAAAGAUCCAAAGGGUUAGCUCGUCAAAGCAGAGCUGCUUCGUCACGUUCGAAGACAACUCCAAGUUCUGGGUGCUUUGGAAGGACAUACAGCAUGCUGGUGUUCCGGGAGAAGAGCCCAAAUGCUCUGUGUGCUCCGAGAUGACUAUAGUGUCUGAGAAUAAAAUCCUUAUCUGUGGAAAAUGUGGAAUCGGCUACCACCAGCUGUGCCACAUGCCGCAAGUGGAGAGUUCAGCAGACCUCUCGCCUUGGUUUUGCAGAAAGUGCAUUUUUGCCUUAGCAGUGAGAAAAGGGGGCGCACUGAAGAAAGGCCCUAUCGCCAAAGCACUGCAGUCCAUGAAGCAGGUGCUCACCUACAACACUGAAGAACUGGAGUGGGACUCUCUGCACCGCACCAACCACCAGCAGUGCUACUGCUACUGCGGGGGACCCGGAGAAUGGUACCUAAAAAUGUUGCAGUGUUUCCGCUGUGAGCAGUGGUUUCACGAAGCAUGCACGCAGUGCCUGCAAGAGUCCAUGAUGUUCGGAGAUAGGUUUUACUUGUUCGUUUGUGCCGUGUGCAAUAAGGGAGUGGAGUACAUCAAACGCCUGGCUCUGCGCUGGGUGGAUGUGGUCCAUCUGGCCCUGUACAACCUGGGAGUGCAGAGUAAGAAAAAGUACUUUGAACUGGAGGAGAUCCUCAGCUUCAUCAGCAACAACUGGGAUCAUUUCCAGCUGGGCAAGCUUGCGAACACUCCUCCCUCAGAGAGAGGCCAGCUUAUCCUUGAUGCUCUUAACAACUACAAAAGCAAGUUUCUCUGUGGAAAGGAGAUCAAGAAGAGGAAAUGUAUCUUUCGGCUGAGGACGAGAGUUCCCCCCAACCCCCCCUCCAAGCUCUUUCCAGAGAAGACCCCAAAGAGCGAAGGACGCAGAGGCUGCAAGAACGGAGUGACGCGCAACGGUUGUGCUCCUGCAGAGAAGCGGAGGAAGAAGAGGUCUAAGUGGCUGCUGGAGGAUGCUAUUCCCAACAACGAGAUGACAUCCACAUGGAGCACCAAUCACCACAUGGCUAACAUCUUUGACUUUACACUCGACGAGCUGCAGAGCUUAAAAAGUACUAGUUCAGGACGGACAUUCAGUAUGGAUCAGGACUCAACAGAUGCAGCGAGCACUUCAGGCUCUGCCACUACCAGCGUGUCCUAUGACUUCAGGAAGAACGUGGGCAGUCGAAAGAGGAAGCUUCCAUCAUCUAAUUACAGCGCUCUGGCCAGUAAGCGGGAGGCAAUGGAGAGCGAGCUGAGUCCAGUGGGCACCCCAGUGGUCGAGUCCAGGGAUGUAAUGGGCAGUUCCAUCGACAGCCACACCUUCGAAAGCCUGAGUGAAGACGACACGUCUCUCUCCAACCUCAAGUCUUCUAUCACCAGUUACUUCGGCGCAGCAGGGAGGCUCACAUGUGGGGAAAAGUACCAGGUUUUGGCACGCAGGGUCACGCCAGAGGGCAAGGUUCAGUACCUGGUGGAAUGGGAAGGCACAACACCUUACUGAGGGGCAGGAGAACAGAGAUGAGGUUCAAGAUGGGGUUCUUCACUUCCAGGCCUCGGGAGUCACAGUGGUGCAAAUGAACAGAAGAAUUGGGUGCAACUGGUCAAACUGGCAGUAAAAUGAUAGAUCUCCUCUCUAUUUUGGAUUACUGUGAAUUUCCAGGGUUGGGAUUGAAGAACACACGAGCGUUCUAGAAUGUCACAUUGAUUUAAACCAGUUUAUCUUUUUUUUUUUUUUCUCAUCUCUCUUCUUUUUAUGUUACACAAACAUCUAAACAACGGAGUUCCAGAAAAUCUAGUUUUCUAGUGCAAUUGUAGUUUUUUAAAGGAUCCUAGAAAUAUAUAUACAAGAACACAUCUAGCUUGAGCACUUACCCCACGUUGGGUAACGAAGUUUCCUCAGUGUCCUGUUGACAGGGCACUAUAAACAGCACAAAACUCACUUGUCCCAUUCAGCCCAUUAACAUCGUAGUACUUAAUACCUGGUUUUUAUUUUUGUUGUUUUGUUUUUUUUCUUCUUUCUAGUGUCAGUUUUCGCACUUGUGAACUGGUUACAUUUCCAUGUCAGUGAGAUAUAAUGAUGUAAUAUUAUAUAGCCAUGACACAAAUCAUUAAAUAUUGACCCUUCAAGGGUGUCAUCAGGACGAACAUUGGCCAACAUUCUAGUGGAUGGUAACAUUAAAAAUGUCUAUCCCCACCCACACACUAUUAUUACUAUUAAUUACUACGAUCAUGACGCUGAAAUUCCCUUGGCGCACGGGAUUCUCACAAUAUGACCAUUCUCGACCAUAACGUCGUCUCGCACCACCUCGAUGCUCCAUUAUAACUAUUAGCGAAGGGUUUUAAAUAAAGUCGUACCGGUUCCAAACAACUGA